Meloidogyne enterolobii is the source of this 1473-nucleotide messenger RNA. The record is from the annotation of a GenBank genome assembly. NCBI's taxonomy places the organism in Eukaryota, Metazoa, Nematoda, Chromadorea, Rhabditida, Meloidogynidae.
AAUGAUCACUUCAGUUUCUACCCAAAAUUUAAUUAAUAAUUUUAUAGCAAACAAAAAUGAAAAUUUAAUUAACGUGAAGAAGGAAAUGACAAGUCUAGAAGAAUCCAAGCCAUUUUUGAAGUUACUAGGAAAAAAUAUAAAUUAUGCUCCAUCGAAUAAAAUACAGGAGAAUUAUCAAGGAAUAAAUAUGGAAAAAAUUGGGGCUAGUUCGAGUCAACCUUCAGUGGUACAAAAACAUGCUUUUGAGGCACAUUUAACACCAGAAAAUAGAAAUUUUUCAAAUAUAAGUAAUAUGAAACCAAUGGAUUUUUCACAAUUGCUUAAACAAAAUAAUCUGACACCAGAUCAGUAUUUCCAACAUACUCAUAUGUUCAAGCCGACUACAAAUUUACGACCUAUAUUACCAAAGCCAACCAAUGAACAAAGUAAUCAGCAACCUUCAGAUAAGAGUUUUGCUGAUCAAUGGACUGAUUAUUUGAGAAAAGGGUCAGAACAAGCUGGUUCUUCUUCUUCUAAACAAAAAUCGGAGUUGAUAGAUUUUCUAUCGGACAAACGUCCAUUAAAAAUAGAAAAUCAACAAGCGAAUACAUUAAAUAAGAUAACUGAACCUUCAACUAAUUUUGGUUAUCAACAGGUAUCAAGUAAGAUGGGACAGAAUUUUCAACAAACGACUUCUUUGAAUAAAGGAGCAGAAACUUCAAAGAAUUUAGGCUACCGACAAGCAUCAAAUAUGCAAAAACAAAAUUUAAUUUAUAAUCAGAAAAAUAAUUCUUUGCAAAAAUUCUUGUUUCCAUUUAAAAACCAGCAACAGAAAAAAGAAUAUAAACAAAGACAGCGAGCCCGUUUUGGCCAAAAUUUUCAACUAGAUAAUGAACUUGAUAUCCAACUACGACGGCAAUAUGAAGAAUGGAAGCAUUCUCAUACUUUCCAACAAACCCCGUUAACAGAAAGUGUUCCAACACAAAUGCAACUAUUACAACAUCAAAAAGCUUACAAGGAACAACAAAGCUUAGAACGUGAAAAGCAAUUUUUCGAUCAAAAAUUGUCACUAGAGAAUCCAUUCUUGCUAAAUAAUGAAGGACAACAAUUUAUUAAACCAAUUCAACAAAACCACGCGGAAAAUUCAAAUAAGGCUCUACAACAAUUACAAGAAGGAAUGUUAAAAAAUCUAAUUAAGCAAUCUGUGGAAGAUGAAAUCUUGAAAUAUAGGAUGGUUUGUUCGACUUUAGUAAAUAUUACCCCAUUUGAUAUCUGUUACUGUUCUGCUGAAUAGUAGUUAGUAAAAGGGAUGGGAUCGUAUCUCUUUUGCUUACGUUGUUUCAUUCCCUUUAGUUUUCUUUCGCCUUCCGUCUUUCGCUCUUUAAAAUAAGGCUGUGCCAAUCCUGGUGUGUCUAGGGUUGGCGGAUCCAGAAAUAAUAUCGCAUAUUCAAUCCAAGAUUUUUGGAUAUCUGGAGCCGCUCUCUGUGUCGUUAU